CCUGACAUAGGGAUAAAGAAUGGCACAGUGGUCGAAGCGGUCGAAAAGAUUGCUGUUUAUUAUUGCUGUGUUUGGACUGACCGCUGUGGGUUUAUCAGCAUGGGUAGCGGUCAAAUAUACCAAAGAUGAAGAACCUGCACCUCCAGAAUUGCCGGAAAAGAGCAGGGUGGAACUUCAAAAAGUUGAUUUCCAGACCACAAUCAAACCGGAUGGUUCAACUACUGCCAAGCCAAUACCAGAAGUUUGCUUAACGGAGGCUUGUUCUCGAGCGUCGGCAGCUUUACUCAAUGCAAUGGACGCAACCGUAGAUCCAUGUGACGAUUUCUACCAAUACGCCUGUGGAAAUUGGAACCAAGACCACAUUAUACCACCCGACAGAGUUCAGUUGGAACGACCAGACGUAAUCAAAGAUGAUAUUAAGACCAAACUGAAACUUUUGCUAGAAAAUAAUGAUGUAUUUCAUAGUAAAGCUAUCAGAAACACUAAAGUCUUUUACCACUCCUGUAUGAAUGAAAGUUCUAUAGAAGCCAACAGUUUACAAGAACUUGAAGGGUUGAUGGAUCAUUUGGGUGGAUGGCCUUUAUUGGACCCUUACUGGAACGAUACGAAUUACUACGUUGAACGUCGUUUUGUGCGAUACGUCCAAGUAGGCAGUAACUAUAUCUUUAAGACAAUUGUUCAGCCUGAUGAUAACGAUACCGAUCAUUACAUCCUGUCAGUAGAUCAAGCAGAAUUGUUUAUGGGGUCGAGGGAUUAUUAUCUCAACGGGCGAGACGAUAUUCAUGUGAAAGCCUAUGAAGAAUUUGCUGUUAAGGUGGCUAAGAAGUUUGGUGCCAUCGACCCAGAAGCUGCAAUUAGUGACGUCAUAGAUUUUGAAAUACAAGUGGCCAACUUAACAGUGCCAGAUUCAGAAAGAAGAGAUGCCAAUAAGUUAUACAACAAGGUUAAGAUUAGUUCUAUCAUGGACGUAACAACGGGGUGGUGUUGGAUCUGUUAUCUUUGCGAUCUCCCUGACGAUAUCGCCGAUGUGCUCAUCACACCUGGACGCCAUGUUUUAAUUCGACAGCCCGAGUAUAAUAACAGUGUUAUAGCUCUGAUGAAAAACACAUCAGUUGAAAUCUUGACUAAUUAUAUGAUGACGAGAUUUGUCUUAGAAGCAAUACCGUUUUUAUCUGAAGAAUAUCGGCUGCUCGGCCAGGAUUAUUAUAGGAUUAUGAGUGGAAAGCAACACGAAGGAGAACGAUGGAAGACCUGUCUAUCAUACACGAACGCUCUCUUCCCUAUAUCAGUUGGUAGGAUGUUUGUGGAUCAUUAUUUUGACGAAGAAGCCAAGAAAAAUGCAGAGAAUCUAAUACAGAAUAUCAAAGAUUCUUUCAGUGAAAUCCUUCUUGAUUCCUCCUGGAUUGACGAAGCUACCAAGAAACGGGCUUUAGAAAAGGAGGAUAUAAGUGAACAUCACUUUUUAAGAAAUGUUAUCAAUAAAACAAAAUACGACGUAAAAGACAACUUUAAGAAAAUUGAACGUUGGAACCACGUUGAUAAAAAGAAGUGGUCUGACGGGGCUGCCCAAGUAAAUGCUCGUUAUGAUCCUCGAGAAAACGCUAUUAAAAUACUAGCAGGGAUUCUACAGCCACCAUAUUAUGAAAAAGAUUACCCUCGAUCGUUAAUCUAUGGAGGAAUUGGUCUGAUUAUUGGGCAUGAAAUAACUCACGGCUUCGACGAUAUAGGACGACAAUAUGAUAAAGACGGAAAUUUGAGAUCUUGGUGGACGAACAGCUCUUCAGAUAAUUUUAAUGAUCUAGCUCAAUGUAUUAUAGAUCAGUAUUCUAAUUUUACUAUUGGUAAUGAUCAUAUAAGGGGAGAGAAUACACAAGGUGAAAAUAUCGCCGAUAACGGAGGACUUAAUGUAGCAUUUGGGGCGUACAAGGAGCUUAUAAAAACAAACCCAGAAGAUUUUAAACAUUUACCAGGAUUAAAUCUAACCCACUAUCAACUUUUCUUUCUUAACGUCGCUCAGGGUUUCUGUGGAGUUCAAAGACCAGAAGCACUUCAAGACCAAAUACUUUCCGAUACUCACAGUCCGGGUAAAUUCAGGGUAAUGGGAACACUGUCUAAUAGUAAAGAUUUCAGUUCAGCUUACCAAUGUACACCUGGUAGCAGAAUGAAUCCAGAACAGAAAUGUCGUGUUUGGUAGUAUUCAUAGAGCUAUGUUACGGACCCCUAAGUAGUUAACUUGGUGGUCAUUAGACGAAGUCUUUAAAUCCAAAUUUUCAAUGAAGUUAUAUAUUCAACUUCGGACUUAACCACAAAGAUGUACAGGGAUAAAACUUGUUGUUCUUAAAAGCUUCGUUGGUGAUUUUAAGUACAGAUCUAAAAGAUUGUAAAAUAGAAAGUCGCCACAUACAUAUAUACAUUAGAGUACUUUGCUUGGUUAUAGAUGGGAAAGGCUUAAAUAUUAAAAUUAUACUU
This is a messenger RNA of Lottia gigantea (owl limpet), 2469 nucleotides long. RefSeq lists its product as hypothetical. Gene Ontology annotation, molecular function: metalloendopeptidase activity. The transcript has 22 exons. Lineage: Eukaryota; Metazoa; Mollusca; Gastropoda; Lottiidae. Gene Ontology annotation, biological process: protein processing. The record is from RefSeq and is a predicted model, not a curated record. Bases 20 to 2194 code for a protein of 724 amino acids. Gene Ontology annotation, cellular component: plasma membrane.